Chenopodium quinoa (quinoa) is the source of this 1669-nucleotide messenger RNA. RefSeq lists its product as uncharacterized. The record is from RefSeq and is a predicted model, not a curated record. The transcript is spliced from 4 exons. Gene Ontology annotation, molecular function: zinc ion binding. NCBI's taxonomy places the organism in Eukaryota, Viridiplantae, Streptophyta, Magnoliopsida, Caryophyllales, Amaranthaceae. The coding region runs from base 455 to 1192 and encodes 245 amino acids.
UUUUUAAAGGUAGAGUAGUGAAUGGGAGACACGGAAACAGCUCGCACGUUCUCCUCAUAUCUCUUACAUUUUCAUUAUUUUUAUUUUUAUUUUUAUUUAAUUACAUAAUAUAUAAAUAAAUAUAUAAUCAUAUAAUUAAUUAAUUUACAAUUUACAUACUUUUUCUUCUUGACAAUAUGUUGUCUCACCUCCCUAGGAAUUUUAAACCCCAUUUUCUCUCUUGUGAUUUUCCAUAAAUACUCACUUUCUUCAUGCCCUAAAAACCCCCUCUUUCCCCCCCUUAUUUGUCACUUCAUUCUUCAUUUCUUCCAUUUUUACUCUUCUUCUUACUAUAUUAUAUUUUAUAUUUUUAAUAUCCCACUUUUUAUACUUUUAAUUUAGCUCAAUUUCUUAAAUUUGAAGCUUGAGGGGAUUUCCUAAUUCAUAUUGGUUUCAAUUCUUGCUUGUGAUCAUCAUGGGUUAUGGAAAGCCAGCAUGGUUGGAUGCACUAUACACCCAAAACUUCUUUGUGAAUUGCCCAGCUCAUGAGACAGCAAAGAAGAAUGAGAAGAACGUAUUAUGCUUAGAUUGUUGCACUAGUCUUUGCCCUCAUUGCUUAACCAUGCAUCGCUUUCAUCGUCUAAUUCAAAUUCGUCGAUAUGUCUACCACGAUGUCAUUAGAUUGGAAGAUCUUGAGAAAGUUAUCGACUGUUCUAAUGUUCAGGCUUAUACUAUCAAUAGCGCGAAAGUAAUCUUUAUCAAGAAAAGGCCUCAAAAUAGGCAGUUCAAAGGAGCUGGAAAUUAUUGCACUUCAUGUGAUAGAAGUCUUCAAGAACCAUAUAUUCAUUGCUCUUUAGGGUGCAAGGUGGACUUUGUGUUGACGCAUAAUAGAGACCUCUCACCCUACUUAAGGGUAUGCAAAGUGUUGCAAUUGAGCCCGGACUUCUUAUACCCUCAAGACAUGGGAGAUGAUGAAAUGACCAAUGAAACUCCUAACUCCACCAUCGUGGAUUGCGACGAGCCAAUGAGCUCUUACUGCGGCUCAUCGGACUCCGAGAACAUGAGCGUGGCAUGCACGGAGACCGAGAUCGUUCGGAAGAAGAGAAGUGGAUUGUACGUGUGUGGAAGAUCAAUUAAUAAAGUUUCCGACGAAGACAUGGCCACAAGCAUGAGUAGAAGAAAAGGGAUUCCUCAUAGGUCUCCUUUAUGUUAAAAUUCAAAUAAUAGUAUAACUUAAAUCAAGGGAAAAAAAUAAAAAAAAUCCUCAAAUAAUCUCUUCAUUUUAAAUUUAUUUAUAGGAGUAUUAUUUAGUUUAAUUUGAUUUCUUCAUCCCCUACCCCUUUUCUUUUUUAGAUUUAUUAAGCUUAUUUAUUGAGAUAAAUUAUUAUAUUUUGGACUAAACAAGUUCAAAUUUGAUUUAAUUAGUGACAAAUUAAACCCCCUCCCCUCUUAAUAUUUCAAUCUUAAACUUCUACCUCGUUCUAAGUUAAUUAAUCACUCGGUCGGGCGUUUUGUCUUAAUGGCAUCACGUGGUUCCCAAUUCCAAGUAAAUGGUUUUUGUAUAUUUUUCUAUGGUAUGGACCGGCCUUUUUUUUUCACCAUAUAAUAUAAUGUAUCAUACAAUAAUAAGUUUACUACUAUCAAAAUUAUUAAUUCGGUUCAUGCAUUGGAAGCCCUUCAUGCUGUUCUU